Molecule: messenger RNA, 1350 nt
Organism: Drosophila gunungcola (fruit fly)
Lineage: Eukaryota; Metazoa; Arthropoda; Insecta; Diptera; Drosophilidae
Exons: 2
Coding region: 117-1265 (382 amino acids)
Source: RefSeq, a predicted model, not a curated record
UUCUCCAUCAAGGUUCCUUGUUCCUAGUUGUUUUGUAAAAAAAAAUGUGUGUACAUUUGUGACUUUACCAGAUAAAUUAAGAAAGUACUUGCAAAAUUAUCUGUUAGCCAAAGACGAUGACCAACAAUACCACGGUGAAGAAGGUUAUGCAAGUAACCGAGGAGGCGGCCCCAGCUCUGCACAUUCCCAUAAUGGUGGGCAAUGAGACGUUUGUGCUAACACAGCAGGACAUUCGGCGAGUGGAGGACAUCCGGAUGCUAACCUACAAUCGAAUGGAACCAAACGGGCAGCUUUUUCCCAUGGUCUCAUGUCCAACUGCUCCGGGGCCUUUCUGCCUGCCCACCACCACAAAUUUCUGCCCCCUAAACGAUAUUAUCGCCCGGCCCCCAACCAAAAGGGUCAAGUUGCAGCUGGACGAGGGCCACGAUGCGGAAAUCCCCGGCCGGAUAAAGACGGUGGCUAGUGUGGCCACUCAACUGGGCUGGUCCAAGAUCAAGGCGGAGUCGGAGUCCGUUUUUCCCCUUCGUUACAACACUUGCACCUCUACUUGCGGCCUGAUGACGAGCACCGGUUGCCAGCAUUCUCCAAGCUCCAAGAAGCAGGACUCGAGCUGCCAAACGCAAACCAAUUCCAGUUCCAGUCCUAGUCCAACUCCACUUACAACGAAGGAGUCGCCGCGGCACGCUGGUUGCCAAACUCAGACUACUCCCAGUCAAACUUCGAGUGCAAAGAAGGAGCCAAAGAACUCGGCUUGCCAGACGCAACCCAUCACAACCUCCACGGGCUGCAAUACCUCAUCCAGCCACCUUAUUGAAGGAACCUCCACCGAGUCGUAUCUAUCGGAUGAAAGUAAAUGUUCGUCGGAAGAGGAGACUAAGCAUCCCUGUCCGCGCUGCAAAUCGCAGCAAGCCUGUACGGAAAACGAGCUGAUGAAGCAGCAAAGAUGUUCGGUGGAGGAGCCUUGCACAUCGCGGAAAAUACACUUUGAUCUCUGUCCUCAAGAUCGGCAUGGGGAAUGCUUUGAGCGCAAAUCCUGUCCCCAGCAAUUGGAUAAGCGUGUAAAACAGGAGAAUGAGGGCUUUUAUAGGACGGUUCCAUUAAGUAGAUCCCUUUAUCGACAAACCCUCAGCAGAGCUACUGACUCCAAGUCAAGAAAAGCAGCAACUAACGACUUGACAAGACCCACCGAGCACAAUCCAAACUACGAGGAACUGCAGCAGGAGCGCAGAAUGUACGAUUCAACAGUCGCCAACAAGCACCAGUGAUGAUCGCCUUUCUAUAUUAACACUUACUUCAUUUACUUUUUGUAUACCCUUGCAAAGAUUUGUAAAAGUAGUGACCUUAUAAGAU